This is a messenger RNA of Tuber aestivum (summer truffle), 1582 nucleotides long. NCBI's taxonomy places the organism in Eukaryota, Fungi, Ascomycota, Pezizomycetes, Pezizales, Tuberaceae. The record is from the annotation of a GenBank genome assembly.
AAGUCUAGCCAGUAUUUUUUUUCUCCUUCUCGGCGAUACAAUAGAUGCAAUCAUAACUUCAUAACUUAGCUCCUCUGUCCUGGCUCCCACCGGUAAGCACUUGCUCAGGAUGCCCCAACCCCUAUAGUUGACCACAUCUACCGACACUGUGCGUCAAGCCAACCCAUUGCCAGAAUCUAUGAUUCUUCGAACAUAUCCAUUUUGAGUAUCGCUUACUCAUCAAUUUUAUUUUAUUUUGAAAAAGACCUUCCCUCUUUGAACGAGGAUUAUAUGGGUCUCACCCGUUACAACGCACAUAGUGAGAGCCCGUGAUUUUGGCUUCCUCAUUCGGACCAGCACCCGGUCCAAUCCGGGGGGGAUGCUUAACAUCCGAACAAUGCCAAAUGCCCGGCAGAUAAUUAAACCGAAUCCAGCGAGAGUGAACACUGAAUAGUGUGGACAGCGCCUGACUGAACUCGGUAUUCCUACCGGAACCGAGGAAAUGCACUGGUAUCAUACAAGUGCUCGUACUUGUAACUCAGCCUUGGGUCCCAACCAAUUCCGUGCCCAGAACCAAAGAUUGCAUUAGGCAAACGCCCAUCACCAAAACACAAAGGUCUUCCAAAUCCAGCUGAAAAAUCACAAAGGAAAAUACCCCAAAGUGGACAAUUAGGCAUCAUAGGAGCUCGCUGGCGCCGUAUGUACUUGUACCUCGGUUCCAAAAACAUUCUUCCGGGCCGGAAAAAAAAAAGCUUAAAUUAAAUACAAUCUCACCCCUUUUUAAGUUUCUCUCUCACCCCCACCCCCACCCGUGGAAACUAACCCCUAGCGCGGACAGUAGAAGAGAUAUCGCAGGUUGCAAUUGAAGAAUUGGAGGAAAAAAAGCGCAAAUAAAACACCAUGGCCGAUUUAGUGAAUGAGUAUAUUGGGGCUUAUAGGGAGAUGUAUUACUUGUCCCCGCAUUCCCCUCCUCUCCCCGCCCCAGCCCAGGCAUAGCCUUACGAACCUAGCUAUUUUCUGAGGGAACCAUCGGUGGAGCGCUAACAUCUGCCUUAGGGACUACGAAAAAUUAACCAACCUCUGGCACCCCGAGUACACCUUCGCCGACCCUGCAUUCCCUGACUUGAACAGCCUCCGCAGUCGCGCCAUGUUCCACAUGUUCAUCACGAACCGCGACAAGAACAAGAUGGUCGUCACGCACACCACCCCUGCUAUACCCGGUCCGAAGGAGAACACAUAUAUCACGACAUACACAUGCGACUACCUUUACGGGACCGCGCCCGUGCACAACGAGAUUAGGGCGACUAUUGAGGUCAAGGAUGGGAAGAUCUGGAAGCAGGUGGAUGAGUUCCCCUUGGCGGCUUGGGCGAAGCAGAGCUUGGGGAUGAUGGGGACCGCAUUAAGAGUUGUGGGGAUGCUGGAUGGGAUAGUGAAGAAGAAGGCAGCUGAGAGGCUGGAUGGGUGGUGUGCGAAGAAUGAGGAGUUUAAGGGGAAGGGGUAGUGAGGGUGGGGUAUAUGUGCCUCUGAUUGCGGAGUUUAAUGAUAUCCCUGGGAAUACACAUGAUCUCUUACGAAGUAGAUCUACUUUGUGAAAUCUCCUGGC